AUCGGUACUCAUCUUUGGAGCACGCGAACACUUAACGGUCUCAAAACUCUCAGUGUCAAGCUUUUCCCGACACCUAAUUUCUUUUGCGCUUCGAUUAUUGUCAUCAAGAUGCAGAGAAUGGCUGCCAACCCGGACGCGAGCGAGACGAGCCCCUCGAAGCCUCGUAGCCCCCGCCUAGCUAAUAUCAUGACGAUUCCGGAGUCGAGACAGCAGAGCUAUGAGGAGCUUUACGGAGCCCCCGAGAACCUGCUUGAGAUUGAAGUCCGCGACCCUCGAACCCACGGCACCGGCCGCCACAUGUAUACAGACUACGAAAUCCACGUCAUAACCAACAUACCUGCGUUCAAGUUGAAGCAGUCUUCCGUGCGGAGACGCUACUCGGACUUUGAGCACUUCCGCGACAUGCUCGAGCGCGAGAGCGCGCGCGUCACCAUCCCCCCCUUGCCGGGCAAGGUGUUCACGAACCGCUUCUCGGACGACGUGAUCGAGCACAGGAGAGAGGGUCUGCAGCAGUUUCUGCGCAUCGUAGCCAGCCACCCGCUGUUGCAGACGGGGAGCAAGGUGAUGGCCAGCUUCGUGCAGGAUCCAAAUUGGGACAAGAAUUCAUGGUGAAUGCAUGGCAGCGAGCGGGGAAUCGCUAACGACGGCUGGCCAAUCUGAGCCGCGAGCACAAGCGGCGUCAAGCACAGGAUGCGUUUGGACAAGGAACAAAAGCGGUUAGGUGUGUGUGUGUGCGUGUGUGAGAGAGAGAGAAAGAGAGCCUCUCAAUUCAGAGGACGAAAAUGCACAAGUGGUAAGCUACUGGAGCAGAAGUUACGCGGGGAAGGUUUCAUCAAUCACUCAUUCUGAACGGUGCAGAGGAUGAUUCAGCCUUAAUAUGAGCAGAUUGAUUUGUCUGUCGUUGUCUAUUUGUACACUUCGCAGCGGGCCUUUGUUUCACCCACCGCGACCAGAUACAUCUAUGUCUACAAGUCCUAUCACCAAAGCGGAGUCUUAAGUUUUGAAGCGUAUGCGGUACUCCAAGGGAUGGCGACUUUUCAGUUGUUUUUACAUGUCAUAACAUACGAAAAUGAAUGCACGAAUGCAAAUCUGAUGUUAUGCUUCUCAAGUUUUUGAGUCCUCACCCAUGUAUCUUAGCACAGCUUCAUAGGUGCCGAACAUGAUUGCGG
This is a messenger RNA of Verruconis gallopava, 1169 nucleotides long. RefSeq names its product sorting nexin-3. Gene Ontology annotation, biological process: late endosome to Golgi transport; endocytic recycling. Gene Ontology annotation, molecular function: phosphatidylinositol-3-phosphate binding. NCBI's taxonomy places the organism in Eukaryota, Fungi, Ascomycota, Dothideomycetes, Venturiales, Sympoventuriaceae. The transcript is spliced from 3 exons. Bases 109 to 612 code for a protein of 167 amino acids. Gene Ontology annotation, cellular component: early endosome membrane; retromer complex. The record is from RefSeq and is a predicted model, not a curated record.